AUGGCCUCCCUCCCCAAAACAAUGAAAGGCGUGGUCAUCGAAAAGACUGGCGGGCCAGAUGUGUUGCAGUACAAGACCGACCUCCCCCUCCCCAACCCCUCCUCCGGCCAAAUCCUCGUGAAAAACGACUACAUAGGCAUAAACUUCAUCGACACCUAUUUUCGCACCGGCCUGUACCCUCCUCCUCAGUACCCGUACAUGCUAGGACGGGAAUCAGAGGGCACCGUCGUCGCGACGGGUGAGGGGGAGAUGUAUGGACUAAAGGAGGGAGAUAAAGUGGUCAUGCUUUCCGAGAGCACGUACGCGGAGUACACGGCGGCGCAUGCGGCGAAGGCUGUCAAAGUGCCGAAGGAUAUGGAUCCGAAGAUCGGGGCUGGUGCGCUAUUACAGGGUCUGACGGCGUUGACGAUGAUUAGGGAGAGUUAUCACGUCAAUAAAGGGGACUGGGUGUUGGUGCAUGCCGCGGCGGGCGGGACAGGGUUGUGGUUGUGUCAGUUGUUGAAAGCUGUGGGAGCGAAUAUCAUCGGGACCGCGUCGACGGAUGAUAAAGUGGAGAGGGCGAAGAAGGCGGGGGCGACACAUAUGGUUAAUUACAGCCAUGAGGAUGUGAAGCAAAAGGUUAUGGAGCUCACGAAUAAUGCGGGCUGCAUUGCGGUGUUUGAUGGCGUGGGUAAGAGUACAUUUGAUCUGAGUCUGGAUUGUCUGGCGCGGAAAGGGACGUUGGUCAGUUUCGGGAAUGCGUCCGGUGCUGUGCCGCCGGUGACGAUAAGUAGGUUGACGCCGAAGUGUGCGAAGUUGUUGCGCCCGGCGCUGUUUGGGUAUAUUGUGACGAGGGAGGAGUUUGAGGGGUAUGUGAAUGAGUUGUUCGACUUCAUACUGAAGGAGAAGAUGGACACGGCGAUUCAUGAGGUGUAUCCGCUUAGUGAGGUGGCGAGAGCGCAUGGGGAUUUGGAGGGGAGGAAGACGAGUGGGAAGUUGUUGUUGGAUCCGUCGAAGUAG
This is a messenger RNA of Baudoinia panamericana UAMH 10762, 999 nucleotides long. RefSeq lists its product as uncharacterized. Gene Ontology annotation, cellular component: cytoplasm. Gene Ontology annotation, molecular function: zinc ion binding; quinone reductase (NADPH) activity. The coding region runs from base 1 to 999 and encodes 332 amino acids. The record is from RefSeq and is a predicted model, not a curated record. The transcript has a single exon. Gene Ontology annotation, biological process: cellular response to oxidative stress. NCBI's taxonomy places the organism in Eukaryota, Fungi, Ascomycota, Dothideomycetes, Mycosphaerellales, Teratosphaeriaceae.